GACAGCCCGUUGGCCCGCAGCGUCCAAAGCAUUCAAUCAAGCCUGAAAUCAAGCCCAAAACUUGAAAAGGGCACAUUUUCGGAUUCGCCAAUUCAAAUCUUGAAACUAAAUGACGCCUGUGUCUGAGACCCUGCUGCCACAUACCGCAACGCUGGACGAUAGACGACGGCCACAAAUUAGCCAACGCCAACCAGUCGAAGACAUCCAAGUCUAGGCCAAGAGGGAGAGCUUUGUGAAAAGAACCCAACCGAACCAAAAUCGGGAGAAACAUCAAAAGGACUGCUGAACAACGUGUGUGUGUUUGAGCGUCUGCGACUAAUUUUUCGAGAGCGCCAAAGGAUUCAUUAAAAAACCGCCAACCUGGAACUAAUGGAAUUAGAGAAUAUUGUGGCCAAUACGGUCUACUUAAAAGCGAGAGAAGGUGGUUCCGACAGCAACAAGGGAAAGAGCAAAAAAUGGCGCAAAAUAUUGCAAUUCCCACACAUAUCGCAAUGUAUCAACCUAAAAGACAAACUAGAUAUAAGUUAUGGCUACGUGAUAGAUCAGCAACCCAUUGGUCGUGAGCUCUUUCGCCAGUUCUGCGAGAACAAGCGGCCCAUCUACUUUCGGUACAUAACCUUCUUGGAUCAGGUGGUCAAAUAUGAAAUCGAGUACAUCGUGAACCGGAUAUUCAUUGGCCAUGACAUCGGGCGCCGCUUUCUGGACAUCGAGCCGCAGCUGGAGCUGCGCAACGGUGGUGGUGGGGAUGCCCUGGACGCUGAGGCGCAGGAGGAGCUGCUACUCAACAGCAGCAAUGCCAAUCCAACUGAAACAGCUGAGACUGAAAACUGCAACAAUACCACCGCCAACAACUGCAACAACAUCAACAGCAAGAGCAGCACCAACUCGCACAGCAGCAGCAUCAAUCACAAGAAGCUGGACACGCGCAACCACAAUGGGGACGACGCCACCGGGAAUGGUAGUAAUGACGACGGCGACGAAGGAGUCGAAUGCCUGGACAGCCACGAGGACAAUGGUCCGGAGAAGAGCAGCGGCGAUGGCGAUGGCGGCGGCGGUGGUGGUGGUGGUGAAGACGGUGGCGGCGGGAAUGGCACUACCACCUGCGGGGGAUCUGCCGACGAACUCGUUCUGGACGUGCUCAACGAUGAUCUCAUAGCGCAAGUGCGUACCAAACUGAACAGCGGCGGCAAGGACAUCUUUGCCCAGUGCGUGAACGCAGUGAAGUCUUUUCUGGCUGGAGAACCGUUUCGGGAGUUUGAGAACUCUAUGUACUUUCACCGAUACUUGCAGUGGAAGUGGUUGGAGGCCCAGCCAAUCACCUAUAAAACGUUUCGCAUGUACCGAGUCCUUGGCAAGGGCGGCUUCGGCGAGGUGUGCGCCUGUCAGGUGCGGGCCACUGGUAAAAUGUACGCGUGCAAAAAGCUGGAGAAAAAACGCAUCAAGAAGCGCAAGGGCGAGUCCAUGGUGUUAAUCGAGAAGCAGAUUCUGCAGAAAAUCAACUCACCGUUCGUGGUUAAUCUGGCCUACGCAUACGAGACCAAGGACGCCCUCUGCCUGGUGCUGACCAUAAUGAAUGGCGGCGAUUUGAAAUUCCACAUUUACAAUAUGGGCGGUGAACCGGGAUUCGAGCUGGAACGUGCCCGCUUCUACGCGGCCGAGGUGGGCUGCGGGCUGCAGCACCUGCACAAGCAGGGCAUCGUCUAUAGGGACUGCAAGCCGGAGAACAUCCUGUUGGACGACCAUGGCCAUGUUCGAAUCUCCGACCUAGGACUGGCCGUGGAGAUACCCGAGGGCGAGAUGGUGCACGGCCGGGUGGGCACAGUGGGUUACAUGGCUCCCGAGGUCAUCAACAACGAGAAGUAUGCCUUUUCGCCGGACUGGUUCAGCUACGGCUGCCUGCUGUACGAGAUGAUCGAGGGCCAAGCGCCGUUCCGAAUGCGGAAGGAGAAGGUCAAGCGCGAGGAGGUGGACAGACGUGUUAAGGAGGAUCCCGAAAAGUAUUCGAGCAAGUUUAGUGAUGAAGCCAAAUCUAUGUGCCAACAGCUGUUAGCUAAAUCGAUAAAGCAGCGCCUGGGCUGCCGGAACGGGCGCAUGGGUGCGCAGGAUGUGAUGGCCCACCCGUUUUUCCACUCCACCCAGCUGAACUGGCGCCGCCUGGAGGCUGGUAUGCUGGAUCCGCCCUUUGUGCCAGACCCGCACGCCGUUUAUGCCAAAGAUGUGCUCGAUAUUGAACAGUUCUCGACGGUGAAGGGCGUCAAUAUCGAUGAGUCCGACACCAAUUUCUACACGAAAUUCAAUACGGGCUCUGUGUCGAUAUCCUGGCAGAAUGAAAUGAUGGAAACCGAAUGUUUUCGGGAGCUGAACGUCUUUGGUCCGGAGGAGUGUCCCACGCCAGACUUGCAGAUCAACGCAAUACCCGAACCGGACAAGGCGGGCUGUUUCCCCUUCCGUCGGAAGAAGAAGCAACCAGCUCGCACGCAGCCCAUACCCAUUCCCGAACAUCUGUUAACUACUAGUCACAGCGUGUCCUCCACGACUGUGGAGAGCUGAUAGCAUAGAUCAGUGGAAGAGUCCUCUAAACGGACGCCAGAUGAGGACGUCAACACAUAGCACAAUUUGCGCACAGUUACCCCAGACGCCGGGGUAUUCAACAAAUGAAGCAAAUGAACAUCAUAGCACAACUUAGGUCAUGGACAACAUGACCAAAACGCAAUUACAAACCCAGAACCGAUAGCGGUUUCUUACUCAGUUGACGCGCAAAACCAUUUUUCAAAUUGUACUUUUACAUAAAGUUUUCUAAGGAAAUUGCGAGCUCAUUUCAAUGACUACAUAAAUACAUGCAUAAAUUUAUAAAUGUUUCCACACCACACCAGACUCAGACUCUCCACACUUACAGUGAAGCACACAUUAGAGCGUUACUUAAUUGAAAUUGUGGUUGCAUAAAGCCCGCUCACCCUACCACUUCGAGAGCUAAUGCCGCUUCUAGGGCAUAUACGCCAAACUAAGGAACCAACGUUUAAGAAAGCUGCACCUCGAAUUGGCCGCCAGUCUGUCACAGCACCCGCAAACAAUGUUACUUAUAAACAAGGCUAUUUAAAUGUUGAAAAAAAAUCGAUCACCUAUAAAACCAUCAUCAGCAUAAGCAGGAUAACCGAAGAAGCACUAUCUAAGCACAAGGCAGACA
This is a messenger RNA of Drosophila bipectinata, 3184 nucleotides long. It is a transcript of the gene Gprk2, whose product is annotated as G protein-coupled receptor kinase 2. Gene Ontology annotation, molecular function: G protein-coupled receptor kinase activity; ATP binding. Gene Ontology annotation, cellular component: cytoplasm. The record is from RefSeq and is a predicted model, not a curated record. Gene Ontology annotation, biological process: regulation of signal transduction; signal transduction; protein phosphorylation. NCBI's taxonomy places the organism in Eukaryota, Metazoa, Arthropoda, Insecta, Diptera, Drosophilidae.